This is a messenger RNA of Beta vulgaris subsp. vulgaris (sugar beet), 1066 nucleotides long. RefSeq names its product tetraspanin-8. Lineage: Eukaryota; Viridiplantae; Streptophyta; Magnoliopsida; Caryophyllales; Amaranthaceae. Gene Ontology annotation, biological process: auxin-activated signaling pathway. The record is from RefSeq and is a predicted model, not a curated record. Gene Ontology annotation, cellular component: plasma membrane; plasmodesma. Bases 138 to 932 code for a protein of 264 amino acids. The transcript has 2 exons.
AUAAGCUAAAUUACUACAAUCAAGGAACCAAGUUAUAUGGUUUUUGAAUAUCAAGUAUUAAUUGCAUUAAUUUCCAAAGAGGUAGUCUAAACUUUGCACAUUAUCUACAACAUAUUUAAGAAUUAAGAUAGCUAGCCAUGUAUUUCCUAUACUCAAGGGAGAGUAUAAGCGUAUACAUAUGCAUAAGUGUGAUCACAUUUCUCUUAGGUAUUCCCAUCUUUGUGAUGGGAAUAUGGCUUACACAUCAACUAAGCACUGAGUGUGAGGUGUUCCUAAAUGCACCCAUCAUCACCCUUGGAACCCUCAUCCUCGUCCUAUGCCUCGCCGGCGUUUGCUGGGCGGCGCGGCUUAAGGGCCUCCAGCUUUGCUGCCAUGGCUAUAUUAUGUUCGUCCUGCUUUCUACUCUCUUAGGCUACACCAUAUUUGCGCUUGUAGUAAGUGCUAAGGGAGGUGGUGAGCCUUUGGGUUGGAGAGCUUAUAAAGAGUAUAGGUUGGAUAAUUACUCUCCUUGGCUUCAAAAGAGGGUUAAUAAUGCUAAGCAUUGGAAUGAUCUUAAGAAUUGUAUUGUUAAGAAUCAAGUUUGCUCAAAGUUCCAACAUAAGUUUGGUGAAGACACUCAGGAUCAAUUCUUCUCUAGGCGCUUGUCUUCCAUCGAGUCUGGUUGUUGCAAACCAUCAAAUGAUUGCAAGUUCAACUACACAAGCCCAACUGAAUGGACAAAACCCAAGGAUGUCAACUACACCAAUACAGACUGCUAUAAGUGGGAAAAUGAUCAAGAUGUGCUUUGCUUCGAUUGCCAAGCAUGCAAGGCAGGUUUAGCUGAUGAUGUCAAAAGGAAUUGGAAUAAAGCAGGAAUUGUCUGCAUUAUCUUUGUCAUUUUACUCAUGCUUUCUUCUUUUCUAGGUUGUAAGGUUAUAGAAAAUCCGGUUUAAUUAUGGCCUAAUUUGAUAAUUCGCGAUUGGUUGUUGGUUGUUUUAUAUGGCUGGUUUGACUAGCUGUUUAUAUUGGUUGUUUAUGUUGGUUGUCUGACUAUUUUUAUUUUAUGAACAUGUUUGGUUAAAUUAUC